Messenger RNA from Vitis riparia (riverbank grape), 2254 nucleotides. RefSeq names its product probable carotenoid cleavage dioxygenase 4, chloroplastic. Gene Ontology annotation, molecular function: carotenoid dioxygenase activity. The transcript has a single exon. Gene Ontology annotation, cellular component: chloroplast stroma. The coding region runs from base 163 to 1962 and encodes 599 amino acids. Gene Ontology annotation, biological process: carotene catabolic process. NCBI's taxonomy places the organism in Eukaryota, Viridiplantae, Streptophyta, Magnoliopsida, Vitales, Vitaceae. The record is from RefSeq and is a predicted model, not a curated record.
CUGUCCACAGGCUUUGUCCUCAAUCCUCAAGGGAAUCUGAUGGUGGUGGUCUCUGCAUAAGAAAAAGGAAUCCUCCGAGUCUCCGCCGGGAGAGUCUCCUCUCACCGACCAGGGUCUAGUCAAGUGAAAUUUGCCUCCCUAAAGAGAAUCCAAGCGAACAAAAUGGACGCCUUCUCUUCCUCCUUCCUCUCAUCUACUUUCACUUUCCCUUCCCUCACAACAAGACCACCAAUCGCCCCAUCAUCACUGCCCCAAAUUCCUUCUCUUAACAUCUCUGCCGUCAGAAUCGAAGAAAAACAACCACAAAGCUUGACUGCAGAAACAUCAUCCCAGUCUUCCAAGACCCAAGUCCACAAACCUCCACCACCACCACCCCGACGAGCUGCUUUGCCAACCAGAAACAUACCCAAAAAAGGAGCUGCAGAGCCGUCCCUGCCGGUCACCAUUUUUAACGCACUGGACGAUGUCAUCAACAAUUUCAUAGACCCUCCACUCCGGUCCUCCGUAGACCCAAGGUACGUUCUCUCUCAAAACUUCGCCCCAGUGGAAGAGCUGCCGCCCACAGAAUGUGAGGUAACAGACGGUUCGCUCCCACCAUGGCUGGAUGGCGCUUACAUUCGCAACGGCCCCAAUCCGCAGUUCCUUCCCCGUGGUCCUUAUCACCUCUUUGAUGGCGAUGGCAUGCUCCACUCCAUCAGAAUUUCCCAAGGCCGAGCCAUUCUCUGCAGCCGUUAUGUUAAGACUUACAAGUACACCAUUGAGCGCCGCGCUGGCUCUCCAAUUCUUCCUAAUGUCUUCUCCGGAUUCAACGGCCUCACUGCCUCCGCCGCGCGCGGUGCACUGUCCGCUGCCCGAAUUCUCACCGGCCAGUUUAAUCCCGUUAAUGGCAUUGGUCUCGCCAACACCAGCCUAGCUUUGUUCGGCGGCCGUCUCUACGCCUUGGGUGAAUCUGAUCUCCCUUACUCUUUGAGAUUGAAGCCCGACGGAGAUAUCGAGACUCUGGGUCGGCAUGAUUUUGAUGGGAAGCUGGUCAUGAGCAUGACAGCUCACCCUAAGGUAGAUCCAGAGACCGGAGAGGCGUUUGCUUUCCGUUACGGGCCAGUGCCUCCAUUCCUAACCUACUUCCGAUUCGAUGCUCAAGGGAGGAAACAACCUGAUGUCCCAAUCUUCUCACUGACUAGUCCAUCGUUCCUCCAUGACUUUGGAAUCACCAAAAAAUACGCCAUAUUUGCAGACAUACAGAUAGGAAUGAACCCCGUGGAAAUGGUCACCGGAGGCUCGCCGGUGGGUACAGUGCCGAACAAAGUACCCAGAUUGGGAAUCAUACCACGUUACGCAAAAGAUGAGUCCGAGAUGAGGUGGUUCAACGUCCCGGGGUUCAAUAUCGUGCACUCCAUCAACGCCUGGGAUGAAGAAGAUGCUAUAAUCAUGGUGGCACCAAACAUAUUAUCAGUGGAACAUACCUUGGAGAGGUUGGAUAUGAUCCAUGCGUCGGUGGAGAUGGUGAGAAUAGACCUAAAAACAGGAAUGGUGACGAGGCAUCCGCUAUCCACACGGAAUCUGGACUUUGCGGUGAUAAACCCAGGAUAUGUGGGGAAAAAGAACAAAUACGUGUACGCAGCAGUGGGUAAUCCGAUGCCCAAGAUAUCAGGAGUGGUGAAGCUGGACGUGUCCCAAACUGAGCGCAAGGAGUGCAUUGUGGGAAGCAGGAUGUAUGGACCAGGGUGCUAUGGGGGCGAACCGUUCUUCGUGGCAAGGGAGCCAGAUAAUCCAGAGGCGGAGGAGGAUGAUGGGUACAUAGUGUCGUAUGUGCACGAUGAGAAGAGUGGAGAGUCAAAGUUCUUGGUGAUGGAUGCCAAGACUCCUAAUCUGGAUAUUGUGGCUGCCGUGAGGCUGCCUCGCCGGGUGCCUUACGGUUUCCAUGGACUGUUUGUGAGGGAAAGGGACAUUAAAGGACUCUGACAAAAAUCCGGCUGAACAUGCUACCCCACACAGCCUUCACUCUCACUCACAACUCAGAAGGCGCACUGGCCGUAUAAUUUGGUUAUUUCGAUAUCAUGUAUUUAUUAUAUACACAAAAGGAAAUAAAAAAUAAAAAUGUACACUCUACAUUGAAGUAUAUAUUGUACAUCAAGAGAGUUCCGAAUUAAUGCUUCUCAAAAAGGCCCUGUGCCAUCUUAUGUAAAUGUUCACACGGUCAGAGCUGAUUGUAUGUCGAUUUGAAGAAGCGCAUAAUAGAUACCCCUUUCACAUU